AAUUAAUAUGCAUUUGUUCAAAAUACAAAGUAUUGUGUGUUUUUUAAUUUACAAGCGUUUUUUAGUUAUCCCAGUCGAUCUUCUCAAGUACAAACACUCAACAAACAAUAAACUUGUUUCAUUUACUUCGUGCCGUAAUCCCGCCAACCGACAUGCAUUCUGGGUACCUCCUGCAUGAAAACAGCGCCACAUUUCCAGAGACUGAGCGUAUGGUUGAGUCGACUAACCUUUAAGAAUCAACAUGUCUGUCAGACUUCGAGUCAUACUGCAGGAAGAAAUUCGCAAGCUUACCUUGCCCUCAGGAAUCCCUCAGACUGUGGGGGAAUUGAAGAAUAUUUUACAAGAGACAUUUGCAAUUGAACAAGAUUUUAGUAUUCAGUUUCAGGACCAAGAUUUCGAUGGUCAGUUUUUUAGUCUCCUUGAAACUAAGGACAUAAAGGACAAAGACACUAUCAAGGUGGUUCUUAUUGAACCAGUGAUCACACUAACAUUUGAGGAUUGUUUGAAUGCUAAAGGACUCCAAGAGAGCACUGACUGCAGUCAUGCAGAGUCAUCGAAAGAUACCUGUUCCACAGCAUCCACCAUAAUUCUGUCUUCUCCAGAGAGCACCUCCUCCCUUCACUCUGAGUCCUGGCCAGCUCAGUUUGAGAUACCUACCUUCUCCUUUGACACUGAACUCAUUCUGCAAGCUGCAAAUGAAGCUUACAGAAAGGACGGAACCUUACUCAACAAUCCUGCAGUAAAAUCCAACAUUCUGGACAAAUUAGCAGCUAGCAUCUUUGUCUACACUGCCUAUCCUUCACAAGCACAAAGGGAGCAGGUUGCUGAGGCCCUUGUUGCGAAGCACCCAUCUUUGAGGGACCCAGUAUCGUUCAAUGGUUUAUAUAGUUGGCACAACAGCUUGAAGUAUAAGCUUGGCAAUUACAGAGCAAAGAUUGAGGAGGAAUUCCGCAGGAUCACACUGAAGCCACUUCAGUCCACAUUCCUGGGCAAGUUGGACCAAUACACACCCCAGCUGUUGAGCCUGUACAGGAGGAAGGGUGGAGCCGUUGGGAAGAAACUUGAUGAGACCCUUGACAUGCUGAAUGAGGACAGCAACAUUGAGUCCCGAAGAGAAGUUGUGAUCAGAGGCCUCAUUCUCUACCUUGGUGAAAACACUGGAGAGUUAAUCAAGGACUUCCAGGUUUUCGAUGACGACGAUGCUGCAGCUGUCCAAGAAGCCAUUACUACAUUUGUCCUCGGCAUCUUUGUGGUCAGCAAAGCCAGGGAUGGUCUCCCCAAGCAAGCUGGAAUAGCCAUCGAGGGAGCAGAAGUCCUUUUUGGUAUCCCAGAUGUGGCACAUGCUUGCACCUAUCUGAUGGGCCUUAUCUAUGCCUUGGAACUAAGGUACCCUAAUAAACUGAAAUACACAUUUGAGGUCUUUCAGAAGAUCUUUUUGGAGCUGGAGGAUGCAAACAAAAAAAUGUCCUCCAAAGUCCAUGAUCUCAAAGUCUGUUUGCAUGCUUAAAAGCCAUACAGAUGGUGUUGAAAGUAUAGGAUUUGAGUGAACUCACUCUUGUCAAGUUUGACAGUUAGUUUUACACUGCACAUUCUGAGGUUCUCCCAAUGCACUCUCUCAGGUUACACUACUUGUUUCUUUAUUCUGUGAUGCUGGAAAAUAUUUAAUUUGAUUGAAUAUGAUGAUGCUGGUGCAUGCUUAAUUUUGUUAUGUAUUGCGCAUUCUAUCUGUUCUCUGCACUUUAAAUGGCACACAUAAUGGAUGUAGCUGUUUUGACAGCUAGGAUUUCAUUUAGUUAUAGUGUUCUGAUCUCUAAGAAAGAUUGUCAGUGGGGUUCUGAUAGUAUGUCUGGAGUUCAUAGAGUUCAGUUCUUAUUGUCAAAUAAAUUUGUUUAUUUGAGCUAAA
Messenger RNA from Scatophagus argus, 1903 nucleotides. RefSeq lists its product as uncharacterized. Lineage: Eukaryota; Metazoa; Chordata; Actinopteri; Scatophagidae. The coding region runs from base 242 to 1507 and encodes 421 amino acids. The transcript is spliced from 5 exons. The record is from RefSeq and is a predicted model, not a curated record.